AACUCCAUAAAGCCCAAACUUUCUUACUCUCUCUCUCUCUCUAUCUCUCAAGCUCGAGCUCUUUUUUCAUUAUCAUACAUGGGAAACCUCUGUUCUUUGUUUGCUCCGCCUAAGCCCAUCAAAAAGAGACGACCCAUCACGAAACGACAACCUUCCGUACCCAGAUCAUCUUCCGGUCCUAGAAACAGGAUCAGAUCAUCUUCUACGAGGGACAACAAGUUCGAAGAUGCCAUUUUGUUCGGACAGCAGAACGGAGGCGUGGACCCUGGAUCGCUUCCGUUUGAUCGGUCUGCAUCGCAACGUUAUCCUGUUUCUGGUUCGAAGAAGAAUCAGUUGCCUCGAAGCUCCAGCACAAGGUCAAGAUCCUCCACGGAUCCUCUGUUGCAGCCUCAUCAGUUUCUUAACAAGGGCGUAAAGCUAGAUGACUUGGAAACAAACCAUUUUAUCCUCAUCCACGGAGGAGGUUUUGGCGCUUGGUGUUGGUACAAAACCAUUGCCCUCCUAGAAGAAGAUGGUUUCAAAGUUACAGCCAUAGACUUAGCUGGUUGCGGUAUCAACUCCUUUAACAUAAACAGCAUCACAAGCUUGUCACAAUACGUGAAGCCACUUACUAAUGUUCUUGAAAAGCUCCCCACAGGAGAGAAGGUGAUCUUGGUUGGUCAUGACUUCGGUGGAGCAUGUACAUCUUAUGCCAUGGAACUCUUUCCUUCAAAGAUCUCAAAAGCUGUUUUCCUCGCUGCAGCUAUGUUAACUAAUGGUCAAAGCACACUAGAUAUGUUCUCGCUGCAGGCAG
This is a messenger RNA of Eruca vesicaria subsp. sativa (arugula), 793 nucleotides long. NCBI's taxonomy places the organism in Eukaryota, Viridiplantae, Streptophyta, Magnoliopsida, Brassicales, Brassicaceae. The record is from the annotation of a GenBank genome assembly.